This is a messenger RNA of Sphaerodactylus townsendi, 1020 nucleotides long. RefSeq names its product olfactory receptor 6F1-like. Gene Ontology annotation, cellular component: membrane. The record is from RefSeq and is a predicted model, not a curated record. The coding region runs from base 1 to 1020 and encodes 339 amino acids. Gene Ontology annotation, biological process: G protein-coupled receptor signaling pathway. Gene Ontology annotation, molecular function: G protein-coupled receptor activity; olfactory receptor activity. The transcript has 3 exons. Lineage: Eukaryota; Metazoa; Chordata; Lepidosauria; Squamata; Sphaerodactylidae.
AUGAUCCCGAAUGAUAAAGGUGUGCUGGAUUUAGUCUGCAUGAUUCCAUGGCAAACACACCUUGGGGGAAAUCAAACCAGCAUUACAGAAUUCAUUCUCUUGGGGUUCGGGACUGGCCGAGAGGUCCAUAUUCCUCUCCUGUUGCUGUUUUUUGUGAUCUACAUAGCAACCAUCAGUGGAAACAUCCUCAUUGUUGUUCUCGUUGUGUUUGAUCAGCAGCUUCACACUCCAAUGUACUUCUUCCUGGGCAACCUAUCAUGCUUGGAGACCUUCUACAGCUCAGCCAUCCUUCCCAGGGUAUUGCAUAGUCUUUUGACAGGGGACAGGUCUAUUUCAUUCACAAGUUGCAUUGCCCAGUUCUAUUUCUUUGGCAUUCUUGUCACAACAGAGUGCUUCCUGCUAGCUGCCAUGUCCAUCGACCGCUAUUUAGCCAUAUGCAAGCCACUACACUACGCUGCUGUCAUGAGCAACAAGCGAUGUGCUCAGCUAGCUGCUGGUUCCUGGAUGGGUGGCUGGCUGUCUAUCUCUAUUACAACCUCUUUUGUGUCCCAGCUUCUUUUUUGUGGUGCUAAUGAGAUGGACCACUUCUUUUGUGAUUUUGCCCCACUGCUCACUCUUUCCUGUAGUGACACCAGGGUCGUAGACCUCGUCGGUUUUAUAUUGUCAUCUAUAUGUGCUUUUCCACCUUUCUUCUUGACUUUGGCAACCUAUGUUUGCAUCAUCACCUGUAUCCUGAAAAUCCCAUCCACCUCUGGAAGGCAGAAGGUUUUCUCUACCUGCUCCUCUCACCUCCUAGUAGUGAUCAUUUUUUAUGGGACUCUGAUCAUUGUCUAUGUCUUACCAAACUCCAGUACCUUGAGAAGUCUAAACAAGGUGUUUUCUGUUCUGUAUACCAUACUGACUCCUCUUGCUAACCCGCUUAUAUACAGCCUAAGAAACAAAGAAGUUAAGGAAGCGAUGAAGAAAGGGGCCAGGAAACUUUACAAAAAUGUGUCUGCUCUGCAGCCAGAUUCAAAAUGA